This is a messenger RNA of Hippocampus comes (tiger tail seahorse), 1384 nucleotides long. RefSeq names its product prostasin. The record is from RefSeq and is a predicted model, not a curated record. Bases 58 to 1011 code for a protein of 317 amino acids. Gene Ontology annotation, molecular function: serine-type endopeptidase activity. Gene Ontology annotation, biological process: proteolysis. The transcript has 6 exons. Lineage: Eukaryota; Metazoa; Chordata; Actinopteri; Syngnathiformes; Syngnathidae.
GGGAGGGCGAGCAAAUAAAACAAGCAAGCGAGCUUCCUCCUGCACUUGAACAACACGAUGCUGCGAACAACGCGGGCUCUCCUCUGGGCUCUGCUACUCACAAGUCAAGGUGGCUCAAAAGCUCAGGAGUGCGGAACGGCGCCGCUCAACCCGAGGAUCGUGGGAGGCGACGAUGCCCCGGCGGGCUCGUGGCCCUGGCAGGUCAGCUUGCACGUCAACGGGAAUCACACUUGCGGAGGGAGCGUGAUCAGCGAGGAAUGGGUGCUCACCGCGGCCCACUGCAUUUCCACCACGGACCUUCGACUUUGGCGCCUGUUCUUUGGAAAACAGAAUCAAAGUACCACGGGGCCGAACGAGGUCAGCCGAACGUUGGCCCGAAUCAUCAUUCACCCCGACUACAACGAUCAAAACUUUCAAAAUGACAUUGCGCUGAUGAGGCUGAGCAGCCCCGUCACGUACAGCGACUUCAUCAGGCCCAUCUGCAUGGCGAGCAACUCCAGCCAGUUCCACAACGGCACCAGGUGCUGGGGCACCGGAUGGGGCAGACUGAGCAGUGACGAGCCGCUCGUGGCCUUUGAAAGGCUGCAAGAGGUUGAAAUUCCCAUCAUUGGAAACCGGCAGUGCAGCUGCGUCUACACCCUGGUGGAAAACGUACAAGUCACCGACAAUAUGAUCUGCGCAGGGGAGCUGGACAGAGGAAUCUGCCAGGGCGACUCGGGCGGACCCGUGCAGUGCAAGCAAGGCUCGGUGUGGAUCCAGGCGGGUCUGGCCAGUUUCGGCAUCCCCUGCGCCACGGGGCUUUUCCCUGAGGUCUUCGCUCGCGUGUCCUUUUACCAAGACUGGAUUACGGCGCAAGUGGCGGGGGCCGCCAUUAGUUUUGUCACCUACACCGACACCGGCGUGGACCAAGACGCCAGCUUUGUGUGCCCGCUCGAUACAGGUAGCUCCUCGGCCGCUGCGACUCUUUCCAGCUUCGGCGUCUUGCCCUUGCUGCUGGCCAUUUGGAUCUAACCGCAUCGGAUGGCGGCGAAUGGAUAGCUGAAUUUUUUUUUUUUUCCCCUUGCUGCUGACCAUUUGGAUCUAACUGCAUCGGAUGGCGGCGAAUGGAUAGCUGCAUUUAUUUUUUUUUUCGUUGUCUUGAAAUGUGGAUUUUUGAAUCGCAUCCCAUGACAUUUCUUUCCAUGUGCUUUGCGUCCAGUGAUUGAGCUUUGCCAUUGUGACAACAGUGUGCGGGCGCCUCACCUUCCUGUUUUACAUUUCUGAUUUUAUCAUGAGUAUGGAAUGCAUCAAAUGUGACUCCUUGCGCAAAAGCCACAAUUGGACUCUGCAAUUUUGAUUUGAUUUGAUUCACGGGCUUGAAAUAAAGAACGGGUGAUUUAUCGAU